CAUCCACAUUUAAAAUGUUGGUUGAACGAAAUGUCAUUAUCAAUUGACAAAAAUGUCGUCCCUACCAAAUAAGAAUUAUUCAUUAUCGUUGUCUACUAUAGAUACGAGCCCAAAAGAACCAUUACCCACACUAAACAAUAUCCAACAGAAAAAGUAUUAUGAUGAUACACCCCUUCUUCAGACAAGUAGGUUCCCUCAUUGGUUGCUAUCUUAUUACUAUGGGCAUGAGCUCAGUUUUGGGAUAUUCAUCUGUACUGAUCCCACAAAUGCAACUGAGGACCAGCAGAGUACAGAUCAAAUCUCAACACGAGAUUUCCUUAGUUGCUUCCAUAGCAGCCUUGCCUCUAGCUUUGGGUACCAUUCUAAAUGGUUAUUUGAUGGAGAAAUAUGGAAGAAAGCCAGCUCUUAUAUUCUCUCAAAUCCCAGCUCCAGGUUUACAUGAGAGAGAUCUGUGAGAAGUUUUCGGAAAAAAAAUUCUUAAAGUUUAUGCACUGCAGUGUAAACAUGGAUACAAGAUCCAGGACUCCAGACCUCUGGAGAAGACCAUGCAGUUUGAGAUUGAGAUGUAUAACUACUUAGGACAAAUUCAUCAACACCAUCGCAAAACGGUAUUUUGAAAGCAUGGUAAGAUUAGGAAUUACUAAGCAUACUGGUAUAUGUUUCUUGUAGUCCAUACUGAGUGCUACACAAUAAUCUAAUAAUAAAUAGUUAGCAUAUGGAAAGAAACAAAUCAACUCUAAAGGAAAGGUGAGACGCACGAUUUUUACAACUCGUGAUCAGAGCCCAGAAGUCAAGAGGUUCAACAAAUCAACCGAUUUUUUGAUGGGUGGAACCAAUUGAAACAUUUCAGAUAUCGUGGUUUGGUCAUCUUUAUCAUUGAAUGAAAUUCAAACAUCUUUAUUAUCUUCCUCUCAGCCACGUUAUAAGAUUAUUUAUAUUAUGGGGCUCCAUCUUUCUCUCUCUAAUGUUGGAGUCAAUGCUCUGCACUGCACGAUUGCUCAAUCUAUGUAUUAUUUGAUCAUUGAAUUGUGAUCAAGCAGUGGCGAUGCUAGGGGGGGUGCAGGGGUGACCCGCCCUAAAAUUAGGGGAGACCCCAUCUUAAAUUUGACAUACUAAGGCUAGAAGAUUAGCAGAACUAUACUUUCGCUUCACUUCAGCCCCCCCAAAAAAACAACUCCCUCUUGGCCACCCCUGUUUUUGAAAGCUGGCGUCGCCACUGUGAUCAAGACAAGCAUAACCUCACUUUCUCCUUUGUUCACAUGUAAAUUGAGAAUUUUCAGUACGAUUGGCUGGAUUUCAUACAAAUUCAAAAUUCUUUCUAUAUAACCUGCAUAUAAAAGAGGAUCUAUGGAUAUUAUGUAAGGGCAUCACGUUCAAACGACUGCACCAAAUUGUAUUAUUCUUUUUUUGUUGUUUUCAUUACUGUCAUGAGAAGGUUUAUAAGACAAAAUAUUUUCGAAAAAGAUCGUACGUUCCUCCGACCGAGCGAACAAUCAUAGAGUAUAAUUUGAGACUUCGAAGGAUGUAUUUUGGGUUGCCUGACAAAAAGAAGAUGAUUGAAUUGAAAAGAAAAUUAUUUUUUUCCAUUGAUUCGAAGCUAGGCAGCUAGUUAUAUAUAAAUGGGACACUUAAUGAGUGGCAGCAAAAAAUUAUUCAAAGAAAACUGCGAUGUUACAAUCAUCUUUAAAUACAAUGAAAUUAUUCUAAGAAAAUAUAGUUCAAGACCACAUUGAAUUUCACUAACUAGAAAAGCAGUGUGAUAUGCGCAUCCACCAGAAAUAGUCGUUCUGAAUAGAAAUAUGUAGAAGUUAGAGGACAUUUAUAAUUCAUAUGGCAGUAUAUGAAGUAAAAAGUUCGGAAUAUAGCAUAUGUUGUUUCUAAUCCUCAGAUUGUAAAUUCCUACAACCACAA
Molecule: messenger RNA, 1911 nt
Organism: Harmonia axyridis
Lineage: Eukaryota; Metazoa; Arthropoda; Insecta; Coleoptera; Coccinellidae
Product: facilitated trehalose transporter Tret1-like
Exons: 4
Coding region: 159-455 (98 amino acids)
Biological process (GO): transmembrane transport
Cellular component (GO): membrane
Molecular function (GO): transmembrane transporter activity
Source: RefSeq, a predicted model, not a curated record